AUGUCGCUGGAGCAGCACUUCAAACAGCUGAUCAGGAACUGUUUCUUCCAUUUGAGGAACAUUUCUAAACUACAGAAGAUGGUGUCUUAUGAAGAUCUAGAACUUCUUAUUCAUGCAUUUGUUUAUACAAGGCUAGACUACUGUAACAGUCUGUUUUCCUGUCUGAAUAAGAAGGAGCUGUCUCGCCUGCAGCUGAUCCAGAACUCUGCUGCGAGGAUCUUGACCCACACCAAGAGAAGAGAUCCCAUCUCCACGAUCCUCAAAGCUCUUCAUUGGCUUCUGGUUGCUUAUGGUUAUCAGUUUGUUCACGGCAUCCUCAGCUUCUACUACAAGAACGACUGCAUGGUCCAGAAUGAUGCUGAGCUGCAGAGCUGGAUCCAGGAGAUCUUUGAAAAUGGCUUUCUGAGACGCAUCUCAGGAAUCCCACAGAAAUUCACCACUGUGGCUGAGCUGGUCAAGUUUGUUACCAUGAUGAUGUUCACCUGCUCUGUACAGCAUGCCGCUGUUAACACUGGACAGUAUGACCUUUAUGGCUGGAUGCCCAAUGGCCCCUCCACCAUGCAGGAACCCCCUCCAACCCAGAAGGGUAAAGCAGAUGAAGCCAGCUUCCUGUCCACUCUACCAGACGUUCAGACUACAGUACACAUUUUGGCUACCAUCUGGCUGCUCAGUAUGCAGUCCUCUGACGCGCGAUACCUUCAUGAGUUUGUGGAGGAGCAUUUCACCGAGGACUUUCCGAAGUACAAGGUCACCACGUUCCAGCGAGAUCUCAUGAAGCUCAGUGAAGACAUCAAGUGCAGAAACCAAAAUGUGAAGCUGCCGUACACCUUUCUGGACCCAAUGCUGGUGGAGAACAGUGUAGCCAUUUGAACCCUCAGAAACCUAUUUGUCUCCAAAAAUGGAGAGGCUUCAACUAAGACUUAGAAACUAAAGUAGCCUCUUUUAUUUUUUAUAGGUCUUUGCACAUCCACACAUUCCUCCAUUUUUCUGAGUUUGUUUUCAGAAUUCGUACAUAGGUAUUUUAUGUUUCCGUGUUUCUGUGUAUAUAUAUAUGUGACAAUAAACUUGAUUCUUUCAUUCUAUCAUGAAUAUUAAGAACAGAGACUACUUUGAUGGUAAUCAUGGUGAAUUGGUGUUCUAAGAAACAUUUAGAAGUGCAUCUGAUGUACUGAUAGUUUGUUCAGAGUGUUUUGUGUCUUUGCAGCUGGGACAGGCUCCACCCACUGAGAAACAGGGAUUAAUGGAUGAAUAUUCUACAUAAAUAUCCCCCCAUUCCUCCAGCAAUAUCUUAUGGUUCUUGUACUUACUUUUGAUUUAAUCUGUUCUUCU
Oryzias latipes (Japanese medaka) is the source of this 1329-nucleotide messenger RNA. Lineage: Eukaryota; Metazoa; Chordata; Actinopteri; Beloniformes; Adrianichthyidae. The record is from RefSeq and is a predicted model, not a curated record.